AUGAAGAAAGUCAUCCGCUAUCUCCAAGACCAAGCCCUCGAAGCUUCACAGCAGAAGUACUCUGGGGCAGCCUAUCUCUCCCCCGCCACCAAAGAACCUCAACAGCGGGUCAGACACCACAGCCCGUCGUACUACAAGGAGCAGCACAAUUCGCACCAUCAAUCGCGCUCGGCACACCCCAGCUUAGCGGCGCACAGCUUUCCGGCUCACACGACAGCCGGGACUGAAAUUCCUAGAUCCAGCGGACAGGAGGGACGGGCAUCACCACAUAUUUCGGAGAGGAUCCACCGCGAUAUCACACGGCACCAAUAUGCCCCGGACAACAUCCUUCAAUCCUACGAAUUGUAUGUUCCCGAACUGAAUCACUCGCACCUUGCCGACCCCAGCGGGAAUAAGUACUGGAUUGUUUUCAUCCAUGGUGGUUACUUUCGUGAUCCGACAGUCACAUCUUCGUCCUUCUACCCAGCUCUCGACCAAUUGGUCUCUGGAAAGGGGAAUGACCACCACCACCACCAUAAUCCCUUCAAACAUGACGAGAAUGUACCAGCGGUUGCACCUUACAUUGCAGGAUACGCGUCCUUGAACUACCGUCUCUCGCCUCAUCCAGAAAAAGCGCCUCAAGAUCCAUCCAAAACACCGACGUACGAGCUCCGGAAUGCCAAAUGGCCGGAUCAUAUCCAUGACAUACUCACCGCCAUAGCACAUCUACAAAACAGAUACGGCUUUGGGGAGCGGUACUUGCUCGCGGGCCACAGUGUGGGCGCCACAAUGGCGGUGCUGAGCACCAUUGCGGCACACCGAUCGUUCUCGAAAGGAAAUCCAUCUGAGUUGCCAAAGAUCCAGCCGCCCAUGGCUGUGCUCGGUGUCUCGGGUAUCUAUGAUUUCCCACUCCUCCAUGAAUCGUUCGCCGACUAUAUCGGGAUGACGAGAAAUGCCAUCCCAGACGCGGCCGACGAUGUGCUCGCCAGCCCUGCGAGGUAUGAUGUAAGGGACUAUGUGGAGGCCCGGGCAGCUACUGGGGAAAAGAAGAGGGCUUUGGUUAUUGCUCACUCAAAGGACGACGGGUGGGUGGAUUGGAAACAGGUGGAGGCGAUGGAGAAGGUCUUUGCUGCGAGUGGAUCGGUCAUUAAGUGCAAAGUCUGUGAAUUGAAAGGCCAACAUAAUGAUAUUUGGGAGAAGGGGACAGAGUUGGCAAGGGCCAUUGCUCAGACGGUGGAUAUAAUGAGGGGCCUAGAUGGAGAUGGGCAGUGA
This is a messenger RNA of Fonsecaea multimorphosa CBS 102226, 1251 nucleotides long. RefSeq lists its product as uncharacterized. Gene Ontology annotation, molecular function: arylformamidase activity. The transcript is spliced from 2 exons. The coding region runs from base 1 to 1251 and encodes 416 amino acids. The record is from RefSeq and is a predicted model, not a curated record. Lineage: Eukaryota; Fungi; Ascomycota; Eurotiomycetes; Chaetothyriales; Herpotrichiellaceae.